This is a messenger RNA of Fukomys damarensis (Damara mole-rat), 4467 nucleotides long. It is a transcript of the gene Eif5a2, whose product is annotated as eukaryotic translation initiation factor 5A2. The transcript is spliced from 5 exons. Gene Ontology annotation, biological process: positive regulation of translational elongation; positive regulation of translational termination. Gene Ontology annotation, molecular function: translation elongation factor activity; RNA binding; ribosome binding. The coding region runs from base 93 to 554 and encodes 153 amino acids. The record is from RefSeq and is a predicted model, not a curated record. NCBI's taxonomy places the organism in Eukaryota, Metazoa, Chordata, Mammalia, Rodentia, Bathyergidae.
AGCUGCAAGGGACCGGUGCGGGUACGCAGGCGAAAGGCGCUCUGAGCCGACUGAAAGUUCCCACGGAAAAAUUACCAUCUUCCCAGCCCACCAUGGCGGACGAAAUUGAUUUCACUACUGGUGAUGCCGGGGCUUCCAGCACUUACCCUAUGCAGUGUUCGGCCCUGCGCAAAAACGGCUUCGUGGUGCUCAAAGGACGGCCAUGCAAAAUAGUGGAGAUGUCAACUUCCAAAACUGGAAAGCAUGGUCAUGCCAAAGUACACCUUGUUGGAAUUGAUAUUUUUACGGGGAAAAAAUACGAAGAUAUUUGCCCUUCUACUCAUAACAUGGAUGUUCCAAAUAUUAAAAGAAAUGAUUAUCAACUGAUAUGCAUUCAGGAUGGUUACCUUUCCCUGCUGACAGAAACUGGUGAAGUCCGUGAGGAUCUUAAACUGCCAGAAGGUGAACUAGGCAAAGAAAUAGAAGGAAAAUACAAUGCAGGUGAAGAUGUACAGGUGUCUGUCAUGUGUGCCAUGAGUGAAGAGUAUGCUGUAGCCAUAAAGCCCUGCAAAUAAAUGAGAACAUGAGACAACCAAACUGGUUAGGUCUGGAUCAACUGCAGAUUACAAAGUUUGGUUCUAAUUGUCACCAAAGCUAUGGCCUCCAUAAGCAACCUCAUUCUUUAUCUCUCUUCUCUUUAUCUUUCUCUCUUUAUCCCCCCCCCCUUUUUAAAUAAGUACUGAGUUGGUUUUGCAGGCAGUUGGUAACUUUUUUAAAAAUCAAGCUGUACAAUUUUUUUUUCAAUUUUAUAGAUGUCUUUCCUAUAACAUUCCUGUGGUUUUCAGUGUGUAAGUCCAAGAAACAGACAAGACAGCCCCAGCAGAUGUGAUUUGUCUGAGCAGAUCAUUCCUGAAUUUUAAUCAAUUAAUUAAUAAACCAGUGUUUUAAAUCAGGCAAUGUAGCAUCUAGUGGUACUGGAAUACCACAUUUAAGUUGAAUCACUCUGCAUUAAUUUUAGAUUUAAUGUCACAGAAUAUGUAGAUUAUAGAUUAGAAUUGUUGGUUUCAGCCUGUGUGUAGCAAACACAUAUCCUUAAUCAAAAACCAUGUCACAGUGUCAUUUACUUUGGUGGCCAUGUGCCACCACAUAUACUCAGUAAUACUGUUCUUUGCUAAAUGUCCAGCUUAGUAUAACCUUCAGUGGUGGUUUUAGUAUCUGCUUGUGGUUGACAGAGGGACACUGAACUAUUGAUGAAUUUAAGCAAGUCACAUUGUAAAGAAUGAAGAACUGUGGCAAAGAAAAGAUACUAGAACUCUGUUUUUUAUUGACAUCUUUAUAACCAGCGUAAAAAAUAGAAAGUGGCUCUUUAGUUGUAUUUUGGCUUUUAACUUUUGUCUCCCAGCCUUAAUCUCCCAACACUGAAAGUAUUACCUGCUUAACAGAACCCUAUAUGUAGUAUUUUUUCCAAUCAUCUUGAUGCAUGUUGGUAUUAAUCAGUAAUAGCACUUUUCCAACCAUGAUAAGUAGAAUUUUUUACAUUAAAUAUUUGUUAGACUAAAGCUGGGAAUUCUUAAGUUGAUUUGGAAUUCUUAACUUAGUUAAAUUUGUGCACAUUUUUGUCUAAAGUGAAAUGAGUGAAUUAUGGGAGAAAUACUUUACUUGAAAAUUAAGUAUAUGUAAUUUUUUGAUUGUCUUGUGAUUUAUUUAGUUACUGAUGUGAACUAUAACUACAAAGGAAUUCUAUAAACUGAAUUAUUUAAAACGUGUUUUAGGUGAUACCAUUGCUUUUCUCUUUAGUCUUUUAGACUAUAUGUGUAUUAUUUUCAGAAUUUUAGAUAUUGUUACAAGAUUUGCAAAGACCUUUGACUCAGUAGCAAUCAUUAUUUGGAGUGCAACCUGGAACAAAAUCACUAUAUCUCAUUCUGCCUUGAUUCUGUGAAACUGGUUAUGAGCUCUCUCCCACAAUGCUUUGGCCACAGGGACACCUGUUCUUAUCAUCUAGAAGAAAGUAUAUCUAAUACUUUUCUAAUCAAUAACUAGAAAUAGCACUUAGGCUGCAAUAUUCCAAGUUUUAGUUGCUUAAUUUGUACACAAUUUUAAGUCUUAGCCUCACCAAACCCAUUUAGAGAAGAUGCAAGGUAUUUUAAGAGAAGUAUGAGGAAGAGAAUUCUGAAGCACAAGAAAUGCUGAGAUUGAUUUUAGUGUAACAUUUUAGCUUUUGCCCAUCCAAAGCACAAUUAAGAAAUGACUAAAUUCUUUUCAGCAUUCUGUUUAAGUAUCUACUACACACUGUUCUAGAUUUUUAGUACUCUCAUCUCUGGUACUUGCUACCAGUUGAUAGUUCCCCAGAGGAAGUCCAUAAAAUUAUUGAGCUAUGCUGCUUGCUAGUCACUCAUCUGGCCCUAGUUAUAACCAUAUUAGCGUUCUGAUUUAAUAUUAAUUCUAGAUUAGCAUGCCCUUGUUCUUCCCAACUUGUUAAACUUUGCAUAUUUUCAAUAGUGAUAGAACGGUGUACAAAUUAUAACAAUGCAUCUCUUAUUUCCAUACCUUGAGUGGCAAAAGGUAUUUAUGCAUAAAUAUUUCAUUUGAAAUACUAUAUGAAGUGUAAAUAUUCUAACAUAUAUAUAUAGAUUUUAAAGAUACAGGAUUGUUUAUUUUCACAUAAGUCAAUAGAUGUUUCUCUAGAACAAGAUAUUUCAUUUAGUAAAGCUUUAUAAAUUGUAUUACAAGGAAGCAGGGAACAUAUAUUUUUUGACACAGAAGUGACAUUAUUCUUUUUGACAUCAGAGAAAUGUUAAAAGUUUAUUUCUAGCACUGUUGUACUUUUUGUAGUAAAUGUUAAAUAUCGCCAAUUAUAUAAAAUUAAACUGUCAUGAUGAUAGGUUAUGCAGUAAUACACCAUUCUUCUCUGUAUACAUUUUGCCAAUUUUUAGACAGUAUUAGCAGGUUGAAUAUUUGUUUGUUUCUAGAACAUGUUUUAUUUCUACUGUGAAGACUGUUAUGCUUUAUCUGCUACAUUUUAUAUCCUCUGAUGUAAAUUGGAUCAUUGCUGCUUUGACUUAAUAUUUACAUCGUGAACCUAAUUAUGAUAUUUCUUCCGUGCUCCCCUCCAAGGCUCUCAGUCACUUGAACAAAUUAUUGUUAACUGAGCUCUUGUCUCUUUUUCCUUUAGUGGUACAAAUUUCUGUGCUGAUGCUUUAUAUAAAUUACCAAAUUUUCUGCAGCCAGACCAUGAUAUCUUUAACAGGAGAUGCUGCAGUAAAGUGUUUAGGCUGUAAAGUUUGGGGACACAGUUUUUCAUUACAGCACAAUGUGAGUGUGUAUAUGAGCACACAUAGCUUUGUAUAUUUAUUCUUUUUUCAAAGUCCUUCCAACUACUAAAAGUACUGUAGUCUGGUAGUGCCUCAAAUGUUGGUAAUUUUUUUUUAAUUUACAACCUUUCCAGGAUUUGUAGCUUAAUGUUUCUCUCAAUUAGAUUAUUUCUAGUUGAGCUAUAAUUUGAGUGCAUUAUUCUCAGGGCUGUUCAUGCUAAGAGUUGAAGUUUCAUUUUACAGCUAACUGUCUGAAAGCAUCUUGCAAACUUUUCCCAAAUGAUAAUACUAUAAAGCCUACAUAUAAAAUUCUUAAUGUCAACAUAUUUAAACUACUUACUGAUUAUUUAAGAAAAAAUGGAAACCUUCGUAGCAACUAUACUGGAAUUUUGCCAUAUUUUUCAUUUUAGGAUAGAAUUUUAGGGUAGAUAGUUCUUACCUCAGAACCCUAUCCUUAGUGAUAUAUUGACAGCAUUCCUUUGGCAUGGACCCCAAAGAUAGUUUCAGAGAUAGAUAUUGUAGGUUCUCAACCAUAUUUGGGAACAAAGACUGAACAUUGAUAAUGGUCUUUUGGUCUUUUUGGUCUAAACCUUUAACUGUUUACAUACUGAAUUCUAUUAUAUAUGAGCUAGGAACACAUUUAGUAUGAGGAAAUAUGGCUCUUAGUAUAAGAGCAAAAAUAUAAGCAUAUUUCCUUAAAUAGUAUAUUAUACUGAUAAAGUUUUUAAUUUUCCUGUACCAUUUAAAACACAAUAUUUCAUAGGUUCCAAGCUUUUUUUCUGCUAGAAUUCAGAAAAUAGGCAACUAAGAUUUAAGAGAAAUUCAUGGUGGAAAUGUUAAAAUUGAGAAAAUUCAGUCUAUUGUUUAAUAUAUUAAACUUUUUCUCUAAAUUGAGUAUAUGACAUCAUUAUUUGAUUAUAGCAGGAACAUUUGGAUUUAGCUUAUGGAACACAGAUGUUCUGUGGGAACACGGCUUGAAGUCACAAUGUAACUCAGUGUUUUUCCAUUAAAUAAACGUCUGAACACCAAUUUAAUUACCAGGUGAGGUCAAGUGCCUGAAAAGUGCUGUAUACGUCCACUAAACACGUUUUCUGUAUGUGAAAAAUGCAUCUUUUAGCAGUGCAUACCAAGCUUUCAUCCACCAGAAAUACCCUUGUUGCCAAACUUUGCCAUUCAU